UUUGUACUAAUAAUACGAAAACAAACAGAGAGAGUGUUUCUUUCCCUUUUCUUUUCUUUUUUUUUUCUGGUGUUUCAUUUCAAUGUAUGUGAAACAACCUGAGAGACAUGGCAGAGCUCUGUGAUUUGCAAGUCCAUGUAAAUAGUCAUCACACAUUCUUUGUGAAUGAGGACAUCAUUUCGAAAUUCUCGGGAAAGUUGAGGAGGAUCAUAAAGCAAGAAAAGAGAAGAAUCCAGAUCAGGAAUUCGGGCAUCGAAAUAGUCGAUUUCCCCGGAGGCCCGUACGGGUUCGAACUGGCAUCAAGAUUCUGUUACAACCGUGGAAGAAUCACAAUCACGGUAUCAAAUGUAGCUCUCCUCCAUUGCAGUGCUCUGUUUCUUGGAAUGACGCAGAAAAAUGGAGCCUCCCCAAACCUCUUUGAGAAAACAGAGGAUUUUCUCCAAGGCAUGUUUUAUUGGUCUUGGAAUGACGUAAUCACUUGCCUCAAGAGCUGUGAAUCGUUCUUUUCCUAUGCGGAAUCUUCCCCAUCUGAUCUCAUUCAAAAGAUCAUGAAUUCUCUCUUAGCCAAAAUUGCUCAAAACUCUGAUGUAAAUUUGAUCACUUCAUCAUCUUCUUCUUCAUCUUCCCCAGAUACCCCUGCAUCUGGUAUCACCAGAUCAAACUCAAACUCAAGCAAGAAAACAUGGUGGUUUAAUGACUUGACCAUUUUACCCCCACAAAUCAUAGAAAGCUUAGUCAAGACACUAGGGGGCUAUGGGAGUGACAACAACAGCCUGGUCCUCACAAGAUUCCUCCUCCACUACCUGAAAUCAUCACCGGUUAAGAAAACCAAGAAGAAAUCAUCAAGUUCUGGUGAUGGGUAUUUUGGGAAUAUUGCAGAUACAGCUGUCCAUGGGGUGAUUAGGAUGGGAAAAUCCUCAUUUACAUGCAGAGGGCUGCUUUCAGUUCUGAGGGUUGUUUCUGGUUUUGGGCUGAGUAGAGAGUGCAGGUUUGGGCUUGAGAGGUUGAUUGGUGGGACACUUGAUGAAGCCACACUUGAUGACUUGUUGGUUUCUUCUUCUUGUGGGGUUGGGGGAGGGGGUGUGGUCUAUGAUGUGAAUCUUGUGGUGAGGUUAAUUAGGGUUUUUGUCCAUGAGAAUAAUAAUAAUAAGGAAGUGGUGAAGAUGAAGAAGGUGGGGAGGUUGGUUGACAAGUACUUGGGGGAGAUAGCACCUGAUCACAAUUUGAAGAUUGCAAAGUUUCUUGGAGUUGCUGAGAGUUUGCCUGAUUUUGCUAGGGAUUGCUUUGAUGGAGUUUACAGAGCUAUUGAUACCUAUCUCCAGUCUCACCCAACACUUUCACUAGACGAGAGAUCAAGAAUAUGCAGAUGUCUUAAUUACGAGAAGCUAAGCCUGGAAGCAUGUAAAGACCUCGCCAGAAACCCCAGAAUUCCUCCUCGGAUCGCCGUGCAAGCACUGGCUUCCCAGCACCCCCUUAUAAUUACCAAUUUACCCCCCACGAAAACAGAUUUUGAUCAAAAUUACUACUACUACGAAACUACUCCUACAGUCUCGCCAUUGAUUAGCAACAGUAUCCAUGAGGAGGUGGUGUACAAAAGGGUAAAUUCCUACCUAGAAGAAGGGGAGGAGGAGGAUAAUAAGAAAGAAGAAGAUAUGAAACGAAAUCUGCAGAGGAUGCAGUGGAGAGGUGAGAGAGAGUGUAGAGAGAUGAAGGGUAAGAUGACUAGGAUUGUCAAGAAUACUACUACUGACCCUCCUCGUGUUUCUUAUAAUUACAGAGGACUCCCCAGACUCUGCUGAUCUCUCUCUCCCCCCCUCCUCUCUUUUUUUUUAAACUGUAAAAGAUUGGUUUUCUAUUGUUUGUUUUUAUUUUUGUAGUUAGAGUUGUGAUUUGAUUGUACUUUUUUGAUAAGGUGAUAAUGUUGUACUUUUUAUUUUAUUUUAUUUUUAUGUGAACACUCAAAUUUUUAUAGUCCACAAAA
Messenger RNA from Rhododendron vialii, 1981 nucleotides. RefSeq names its product BTB/POZ domain-containing protein At3g19850. Lineage: Eukaryota; Viridiplantae; Streptophyta; Magnoliopsida; Ericales; Ericaceae. The record is from RefSeq and is a predicted model, not a curated record.